AGAAAAUAUUGGCUGGGUCUUGAAUUUGGGCUUUCCUCGUUUUUGUUGCCGCAUAAUGAAGCCCAAGCUCAUUAUCCUUUGCGCAAAAGCCCGUUAUGUCUACAGCCCUAGUCUCAACUUAUAACUUCGUCCGUCGUUUGACAUAAACCCUAGCAGCCUCAGAUUCCACCGCUCUCCUCCCAACACCCUUUCCAUUGUCCGCUGCAGGUACUUCCCACUCUUCUUUUCAAAUCGAAAUUCGAUAUUUAUAUGUUCAUCCUUUUGUAAUUCCAGUUCUCUAUUAUCUGUAUGUUCUGAAACUUUGUGGUUUUGGUGAUUUGAUUAGGUAAGCCUCGGGUCGCAAAGUUCAGCAAUGGCUCCUAAAGGUAAUGCUUUUCAUCUUUUCUUGGAAUUUUGUUUAAACUCUUAUUGGGUAAGAUUUCUUAAUUCUCGGAUGGGAUUAGAAAUGCUUGUUUCGAGCUGAUGCAGUUGGUUUUAAAGCUUAGUUUUCUAGUGUACGCUGCUAUUUGUUUUUAAUGGUCUCUAUUCUUCUGCUGUAUCUUUUCCUUACUUUUGAUUUUAGGUUUUCUAUUUGUCAAGCGUUGCUACUUUUUCAUAUUGAAUGACUCUAUUUGAGAGAUUACGUUGUGUGAUAUGGAAGGCUUGCCUUCUGAGAGCGCAGCUUGAGUUAUGUUGUAGAUUAGGGUUUGGAUUUAGUGGAUCUGAUUGUUUUGAGAUCAGGAUUUAUCCCUGAAUGUAGUAUAUCAUUUUUUUUAUUGGUUUUGACGGUUGAGUUUUCUUUUGCAUACCAUGAUUUUUUGGACGCAUUAUGUUAGUUGGCUGAUUUUUCUGUCACCAGUAGUUUCAUCCUUCAAAUUAGCUUCUGCUUUUCUGUUUUUAUAUAAGAAUUGUGUGGAAUGUAGAUAGCUACAGCAUUCAACAUAUUUUUGCAUCGUUUUGACCAUUAUAUGUAUAUAUUAUGCUGUGUUAAUUUAUUAAUAGGCUCAAGUUCUUCUUUACUGUGUUAUUCUGUAUGAUGGAUUCAAGAAUAAAGAACGGGGCAUUUCAUUCCAUAGGUGUCAUGUUUUGGUGUGACAUAAUUUCCAUAUCUUUCAUCAGCAUUUAGGACUGAGUGGGAAAGCAUCCUUUGUUUGGUGAUUUUGUUGUUUCCUUGAAUUUCAGGCUCUCGUUUCCGGUCUGUUUAAUAUGUUUGCUUUGUUUAUGCAUUCAGUUUAAAAUCUCUCAAUGCUCUCAAAUGUCGUAGUUAAUAAUAGAUUUUCUGGACAUGCAGCUGACACCAAGAAAAAGGCUGAUGCCACAGCCCAAGCUACAAAGGUUGCGCAUGCAGUGAAGUCUGGGUCAACCUUCAAGAAGAAGGGCAAGAAGAUCCGCACUAAGGUUACCUUCCACCGCCCCAAGACAUUGAAAAAGGACAGAAAUCCCAAGUACCCACGCAUCAGUGCUCCUCCAAGGAACAAAUUGGACCAAUAUCAGAUUCUCAAGUAUCCAUUGACUACUGAAUCGGCCAUGAAAAAGAUUGAGGACAACAAUACUUUGGUUUUCAUUGUUGACAUUCGUGCCAAUAAGAAGAAAAUCAAAGAUGCAGUGAAGAAGAUGUAUGACAUUCAGACCAAGAAAGUUAACACCUUGAUCAGGCCCGAUGGAACGAAGAAGGCAUAUGUUAGGUUGACUCCGGACUAUGAUGCUUUGGAUGUGGCAAACAAGAUUGGGAUCAUCUAAGAAAUUUACAAUCUUGUUCCCUUUUAUCCAGGAUCAGUCUAUUUAAAUUGGGACAGUUUUGUUAGCUUGUUUGUCUUGGAUGGUAGUAAUGUUCUGGUUAUUCCGAACCUUAUGUAGCAUUUAUCUCGGUACCAGUUUUUGGUACACUGAAAAGAUCGUCAUUUUACAUUUGUUUAAAAGCUAUGAUGUAGUCAUCUAUCUUAAUCAUCUUCUAUUGCUUA
Messenger RNA from Oldenlandia corymbosa var. corymbosa, 1940 nucleotides. NCBI's taxonomy places the organism in Eukaryota, Viridiplantae, Streptophyta, Magnoliopsida, Gentianales, Rubiaceae. The record is from the annotation of a GenBank genome assembly.